AUGAUUGAAGAACAUAAUUAAUAAUAUUUUGUUUUACAAAAUUUUUUAUAAUCAAAAUAAACCAACAUUUAUAACCUUGAGCUACAGCUAAGAUCAAAUUUAUUUGAGAGCAAACAAGCAGAGGAUUUAGGGAGAGGAUUAAGGAACAGUUCUAAUUUAAAACAAUUGAUACUUAACUUAGAUGAGAAUUAGCUGAGUGAUAAAGGAGUUUUUGGAUUUUGUUCUGGAUUAGAAAACUGUUUAAAUCUUGCAGAUUUGACUCUCUUUUUAAAGUAUAACUACAUCUGCGAUAAUGGAGCUUCUUAUUUGGGCAAAUCUUUAGGAAACUGUUAAAAUUUAAACAAUUUAAAGAUAUCAUUAAGCUAGAAUAAUAUUUAGGAUCUAGGAUUGGCAAAUUUCAGCUCAGGAUUUAAAAAUCUGAAUAAUAUUUAAAAUCUUACUCUUGAUUUAAGUUAAAACAAUAUUUGUGAUUAAGGAAUAUCUGCUUUGAGUUCAGCAAUUGGCAAUUUCUAAAAGCUAGAAAAUCUAUACCUUAAUCUAUUUGGAAACAGCAUUAACGACAUUGGAUUAUUUGGAUUAGGAUCUGGAUUAGCAAAAUGCCCUAAUCUCAAAAAUUUAAAUCUAAAUUUGGAUUGCAACUAUAUCGGUGGUAAUGGAGACAAAAGCUUAGGCACAGGAUUAGGAAUGAGCUCUAGUCUCAAUAUUUUACAGAUUUCUUUACAAAAUAAUAAAGUUAAUUAGUAAUGGAUUUCUAGUUUCUGCCAUGGAUUAGGCAAAAGUUAAACUAUUUCAACUCUAAAAUUAGAUUUAAGAUAUAACGCUUUUAAAUUUUAAGAAGAGGUAUCUGACUUUUGUAGUGGCUUAAAAAAUAGUUAAAAUCUAAAAAUAGUUGAUUUUGAUUUAAGAAAAAAUAAUAUAGAUAGUAUAACAGCCAAUUAAUUAUUCAAAGGACUAGGAAGUUCAAUGAGUCUUGAAAAGUUGAAACUUAAUUUUAGAGAAAAUAAGUUUGGUGAUGUGAAUGAAUAAACAGAAGGAUUUGGCUUAAACCUUACAGAAUUUAGAAAUCUAAAAGAAUUUGAUAUAGAUUUAAAUUAAUGCUAAUUUUCACUCGAUACAGUUUAAAGUUUGGGUUACAUACUAUAAAACUCUAAUUAACUUGAAAAAGUAUCAAUAGAUUUAAGUGAAUGCAAGAUUGAUAGUACAGCGGUAUCUGCCUUAGGUGAAGGAUUAAAAAAAUCUUAAAAUUUAGUCUAUUUAAACCUCAAUUUAUAGAAAAAUUUUAUCAGAGAAGAAGGAAUUUUUACACUAUCAGAAGGAUUAGCUAAGUGUGCAAAAUUAAAUCAUCUGAUUAUAAGCUUUUUCUAAAAUCAGAUUGACAUGGCAGUGUUUAAUUUCUUAGGAUCAGAAUUAAUAAAUUGCAAAAACUUAACUAUUUUAUAGUUGGAUUUAAAUUAUCAAAGUGUAUGGCCAAAGAGAGUUGAAAAAUUCAUAAUGUUUGAGCACAUACAUAAAAUGAGAAAAUUAGUUAUUAAGGAUAUUCAUAUUUGA
Messenger RNA from Tetrahymena thermophila SB210, 1548 nucleotides. RefSeq lists its product as hypothetical. The record is from RefSeq and is a predicted model, not a curated record. The transcript has 18 exons. Lineage: Eukaryota; Ciliophora; Oligohymenophorea; Hymenostomatida; Tetrahymenidae.